Anneissia japonica is the source of this 1615-nucleotide messenger RNA. RefSeq names its product methyltransferase-like protein 7A. NCBI's taxonomy places the organism in Eukaryota, Metazoa, Echinodermata, Crinoidea, Comatulida, Comatulidae. The record is from RefSeq and is a predicted model, not a curated record. Gene Ontology annotation, molecular function: S-adenosylmethionine-dependent methyltransferase activity. The transcript is spliced from 2 exons. Bases 96 to 833 code for a protein of 245 amino acids.
GACACAAGCAACGCGCUCCCGAACUCCCUGCCUCUCAAGUAGGGUUGCUGUUGCAGAACUUGAUUUCAGUAACUCACACAAAACUUAUAGAUAAAAUGGCAGAGUCGGAUCUAAUUAUAAGAGCAGUUAUUAUUUAUGCUAUUGGAACACUAGUAGCUUUAAAAGUGAUUAGUAUGCUCUGGAGUAUUUGCCAUCGCAGAGUGUUCGCUUAUGCGAUUAGCCGUUUGUUCAGCUCAGGCGUGGAGGAGAGGAUGACGGGUGAGUUCAAACGGCAGGUAUUCGAGGACUUGCCAGAUAUGGCGAAGAGGCUAAAAGUAGAUGGCCUAACAAUCCUUGAAAUUGGAAUUGGAUCUGGAGUUAAUUUUAAAUUUUAUCCAAAGGGUAGCACUGUUUAUCCAUUAGAUCCAAACCCACAUUUUAACCAGUAUCUAGAAGAGAAUAUAGAAAAAAAUAAGCACGUGAAUGUGAAACCGUUCGUUGAAUGUUACGGUGAAGACAUGACUGCCCAAGUUGCUGACAAAUCUAUUGAUGUUGUAGUGUGUACAAUGACUUUGUGUUCCGUGCUGGACAUAGCAGCAGUCCUUCGUGAGAUAAAGCGUGUCCUAAAAUCUGGUGGCAAAUUCUACUUUAUCGAACAUGUUGCCGCUGCGAAGGGCACAUGGUUGUCUUUCUUCCAAGCAAUUGCAACUCAAAUUUGCAAACGUAUCGCUGACAACUGUCAUUGGAACCGAAAAACAUGGGUGUACAUCGACCGAGCAGGAUUUACAACUGUUCAACACCGAAUGCAGAGGAAAUCUGUACAUAUCGUGCUUUAUGGUUCAGCCACUAAGUAACACAACUUGUUUAAAUUCCCAGUGGCGUAUUCAAGGAACCCCAGCUGUCCUGCCCCUUCUCUCCCACCCUAAUUUUUAACUAUAAAAAAAUGGAGAAAAAGAAAUUUUAUUCAAAUUUAAGUUCGAGAGUACCAAUUCCGCCCAUCUUCUGGUGCCAUUAUCAUAACAUUUUUUUAAUGCAGCCCCAAUCAUAGGGGGACUGAGGUGGUCUAGAGCCUCUUGUUAAAAACCCUCCCUCGGCACCCCCUAUUUUGAAUUCCUGGACCCGACACUGUCCCUGCAGUCAGUGGCAUAUGUAGAGGAGGGUUCAGGGGGCAUGCACGCCCCCUAAAAUAUUACUCGCGUCACCCAGUCGGGCCCCCCCCCCCCGACAAAAAAAUAAAAUCACAGUCAAGUAGUUAAAAAUCAACAAAAAUCGCCAUAUUUUGCGAAUUAGCGCCCCUCAACUGAUCAUCGAGCACACAUCGCCUUCAUGACCCCCAUCAGCCCCUACCCCCAAUUCAAGACUUCUAGAUUCGCCACUGCCUGCAGUAGCUUACAACAUUUGUGUUCAGGUUUUGCUUAACCCUGUAAGCAAGAGUAAAUCUGGUAGGCAGGAAUGAUGGGAUAAGUCAGGAGGUAAAGAUAAAAUGAAAAGCAAGUCUACGAAAUAUGAUGCCAUAUUAUACACUAAAGUUAUCUAUUGAAUUGACAACAAUUUCUAUCUCUAUGUGUUUUAUACAGUACAGUAUAGAAUUUUUAUUUUAAUAAAUGAAUUGCUUUAAAAUGGCACAUCUACUGUA